Messenger RNA from Talpa occidentalis (Iberian mole), 1049 nucleotides. RefSeq names its product chromosome unknown C1orf105 homolog (gene CUNH1orf105). The transcript is spliced from 8 exons. Bases 249 to 884 code for a protein of 211 amino acids. Lineage: Eukaryota; Metazoa; Chordata; Mammalia; Eulipotyphla; Talpidae. The record is from RefSeq and is a predicted model, not a curated record.
UCUAGAGCUUGGCGAUUUUGACUUGUGACAAAGAAACCAACAACAGAACUCAUUUCAGCCAAUCAGAAGCCAAAUUUUUCAUAGCUAAUGGAAUUUUUCAUAGUAUAAUGUAAGACCCUAAAUUAUUUAGGUAUUUGUUGAGAAAAAGACAGAGCUGAAGUCAUCUGUUAACUUUAUUUGGUUAAGAAGACAAGAAGACUAGAAUCAGAAGGUGCUCUGUAGCUCGAAAUAUCUGGGAUAUCCAAAAGAUGGAGAAAAGAGAAUUAAAGAUUUCUGUUCCAAAAUUUGACAAGAUUCCUUGGCUUAGUCAGGCCAGCUUCUUAAACAAGCCAUUGGUGCCCAGCAUGCCCCAAAGAUCUUCUCUGAUUUCGUCCAAGAAUACGAACUUGCCAAAUUGUCUUCAAGCUCCAGGUGUCUUAUCUGAGGCCAGAAGGAACCAGAAUAUCCCCUCGUGGGCCAGAAACAAGCAGCUCUGUGCCACAUGUCAUGAAAUGAAAUUGGCACAAUUAAGAACUUUGGUGAUUCCAAGUAAUCAGAAACUACCCUUUGAGAAGUCUAUGAUCCCUAAAAUGAAGAAUCUCCAUUUAACAGGUUCCUAUACUGCACACAGUAAUAUCCCUACAGACAACAUCCACUACAGGCUGCCCAUUAUGGGCCCCAGGCUCGCUGUCUUCCAUGGAAUGCUGUCAAAUGCCUACAAAACUCUACAGGAGUCAGAAGUCUCUUCUGUGCCAAAAAAGCAGCCAGUGGGCAAGAUGAGGAGGUGUUCUUCCUUCAGGGCAGGAAACCAGAGAUGGUGCCAGGAGAUAUCUCAUGAGUUCAGCCUGCUAAGAGUAAAGAAGAGAGAUGGAAGACACCCCUUGGUCCUUUUUUCUGUCAUUUAACUCUGGUAGAUGACAGAGGACACUGAUGCAAUAACUGGAAAAAGGCAAGUGAUUGGCUGUUGCUAUCCUUGAGGACGGGAACUGUCCCUUGUUCUGCCCUCCUCAUGUGACCUCCUGUGGUGUCUUGUGUAGCUCAGAUGUUUAUCUAAUCUUUGCUCAAUUAAA